AUGGCUCCCUACAACCUGGCAAUCUUUUCGGUGGCUUCUGCUGCGGUAGAGGGGACGCAGCCCUUAAGGCAACUUCUGGGCGCCAACUCCACGUUCGUGGAGCAGGUCUACUUGGCUGGCUCUUUGCUGAGCUCCUGCUGUCUAGCCUGCGCCUUCAACGUUGCGAGUUAUCUUAUCAUCAAGCACAUGAGCCCAGUGGGCGCAACAGUGAUUGCAAAUGCCAAGACGCCGGCAACCAUCCUCACUUCUGUGCUUAUUUUUGGCAACACGGUCGGUGCCUUGCAGAUCCUUGGCUUCGUAGCACCUUGGCAAGAUUCAUUGCAGUCCAUAUGCACAGGUUUUCGUGCUUCCAUGGUUCCUGUGGAAACAGUGCCUACCCUUCUUCCUGCUACCAGCAACAACAACUACUACUACCACCAGCCCAAACACCAGUCCACUACCAGGCUAGCACCACCUCAACUACUGUUGCAUUAG
Molecule: messenger RNA, 474 nt
Organism: Symbiodinium pilosum
Lineage: Eukaryota; Dinophyceae; Suessiales; Symbiodiniaceae
Source: the annotation of a GenBank genome assembly